Molecule: messenger RNA, 2260 nt
Organism: Pelobates fuscus (common spadefoot toad)
Lineage: Eukaryota; Metazoa; Chordata; Amphibia; Anura; Pelobatidae
Gene: IFRD2
Product: interferon related developmental regulator 2
Exons: 13
Coding region: 81-1448 (455 amino acids)
Source: RefSeq, a predicted model, not a curated record
GGGAACUCCAAGUUCCGUGAGUCUGUUCGGCGACCGAGCCUCGCCGCUCCAAAACACACGCUGACAGCUGCUCGGAAACCAUGCCUCGGGCCCGGAGAGCCAACCAGUCCGCCAAGAAGGGCGGCGGGAGCCGCGGCUCCCUGAGACAGGAAUUGCUUCAGCUGAAAGUGUCGGACAAACUGAACCAGUUUAAAGGCUCCCGUCCAGGAACACGUGCUGAGUCUGAGGCCAGUGAUGACGAGGCGGCAAGUGAUGUUCUCAGUCAUUGCAGCAGUGCCAGUGAAACGUUCAGCUUGGCAGAGGAUGGCACAGGGAACGAGUUACAGGAUUACCAAUCUCAGCAGGAGCAACGAGAGGACAAACUUAAAGAGGAUAUAGACAAUCUGAUGGACAAAAGCAUCAAGACAAGACAGAUAGCUUUGACCAAUCUGCGCCUUACCCUCUCCUCUCAUGUCCUUGGUGAUGUUCUUACAGAAAGACGGAUUACCCUCACGGAUGCUCUGGAGCGCUGCUUGAAGAAAGGUAAAGAGGAGGAACAGUCUCUGGCAGCCACAGUGCUGUCUCUGCUUUGUUUACAGCUAGGCUCGGAUCCCGAGGGAGAAGAAGUCUUUCGCUGUCUGAAACCCCUCCUGAUCAGCAUCCUUACAGACACCAGUGCAGGAUUGUCUGCUCGGCAGAGUUGUGCUACAUCCUUGGGUUUGUGCUGUUACAUUGCUGCUGCUGAUGCAGAGGAUUUAAUUUCUAGUCUCUGCUGUCUCGAGGGUAUAAUCACAUCUUACUAUACUGACUCUGGUGCCCCGCACACAGCCCUCCAUGGAUUACUUUGCUGUACCCUCCAGUCCUGGGCGCUGCUUCUCACUAUAUGCCCAGCCAGCCGCAUCCAGAAAGUUUUAGAGAGUCAUUUACCCCGUUUGCCUGGAAUGCUGUCCAGUGAGAAUGUCAACUUGCGCAUUGCAGCCGGAGAAAGUUUAGCGUUGCUGUACGAAAUGGGACGUGAUCUUGAGGAGGACUUCUUCUAUGAGGAUACAGAUGAGCUAUGUGUGACCCUGAAAGCUUUAGCCACGGAUAGCAAUAAAUACAGAGCCAAGACUGACAGACGCAAACAGCGUUCUAUCUUCCGGGAUGUUCUCCAUUACAUUGAGAGCAGCGAAUGCCAAGAAGAAACCAUAAAGUUUGGUUUGGAAGCCAUGUAUAUAGACAGCUGGGCACGCAGGAGAACAUACAAUUUAUUCAAGGAGGUUCUGGGUUCUGGCAUUAGGCAUCAUCUACAGUAUAACGAGGUUCUGCGUGAUAUAUUCUCCUUGGGAGCCCCUCUUGUACUGGAUGCAGCAGCAAUCAAGGCCAAUAAAAUUUCCAGAGUAGAGAAGCACAUGUUCAACUCUGCAGCCUUCAAAGCAAGAACGAAAGCAAGAAGUAGAGUCCGGGACAAGCGAGCAGAUAUCCUCUAAUUGACCGCAUGCCUCACACAAGCCACUUUUUACGUUACCUGGUACUCUUGGAUAGUACCCUUCCUUGGCCACCAUGAAUCUCCUGUGUGGAAAUUAACUUUUGAUCAUGUAUUUAAAAUACCAGCUCUUGCAGAAGUAGACAAGUCCAGUAUUACUGGCAGAGUAGAUGUUAAAGAUGCUGAGAAUUACAGGAAUGACAGCUGGAGGUGCUCUUUUUUUUUUUUUUUUAAUUUUUCUUAAUCAAGACAUUUUAAUUGGAUUCAAUCACUGUGUGAUGGCUGCAAGCAGAGCUUCUCAGGACACUACAGUCUGUGAACUGUUUGUGCAAUACUAUAAGGGAGCCUUCAAGGAAGGUACUGCAAGUCUUUGACUUACUUCCUCUCCUCGGAAAGGUGCUAUGGAGAUAACUCUGCUGCCGCCAAAACCCUGCACCCUUUGGGACAUGUUGGUCAAUUUGCUUUACAAAGGGCAAGCAGAGCAGUGCAUUGCCAUUUCCCUUUUAAUGGCCAUGGAAUAACAUGUUUCACACCCACUAUUGCGUUGCUUGCAGAUACAGAACCAAACAAAAUCUGGGUUCUCUUUGGAAUUUUCAGCGGCUGUUCCUAUAUUAAGGACAAUAAACAACUUUUUUUGAGGGGUGGGGAGAGUUGUAUUAAAGGGACACUAUCAGAAACAUUUUGUUCUUCAGUUUAAAUUGUAAUAUAGAUUUUAGAUGUAGUUGUAGAUUAGAGUUUAUACAAUUUUAACUACUUGAAUUAUUUCUUUAUCGAUGCCUUCCUUUACUCCUGUUUGCCCUGAUUAAAAAAACAAAA